Closterium sp. NIES-67 is the source of this 1347-nucleotide messenger RNA. Lineage: Eukaryota; Viridiplantae; Streptophyta; Zygnematophyceae; Desmidiales; Closteriaceae. The record is from the annotation of a GenBank genome assembly.
GAUUGGAAUCCGGCGUCAAGGCUUUCCAUUCCAGCACGACUUCGCAUUUCCGCAUCCGUUUGGCGUCGCUGGUUUGCUCUCUCCUGUGCUUAGGCCGUAUCGCUUAGACCUAUUCACGCCUUCCCGUUACUAUGGCGUCCGUGCUGCUGCCGACGUCCGUGAAGCCUAAGAAGUAUGUGCUUCAUCUGGAGCCAAAUCUGGAAACCUUCAAGUUCAAGGGCAUCGUGACCGUCGAUCUAGACGUGGUCGAGCCGACGAACGAGAUUCGAUUCCACGCGCAGGAGCUGGAGUUGCACAAGGUGGAGCUGACAACGGGCGGCAAGCUCCUCACAGCGGGUGCGGAUGGCGUGCCGGCCGUUGAGCUGGACAAGGAGAGGCAGGAAGGAAGGUUCGUGUUGGCGGAGGGGCAGCAGCUGAGUGGCGGGCCUGCGAAGCUCAGGAUCGAGUACACCGGGAUUCACAACGACAACAUGGUCGGGUUCUACCGCGCAUCCUACAUGCGUGAUGGCCAGAAGCAGUGGAUGGUUACCACUCAGUUCGAGCCUGUAGGAGCGCGCCAAGCCCUGCCCUGCUGGGACGAGCCCGCAGCCAAAGCCACCUUCGAGGUGUCCCUGCGCGUGCCGGCCGGGUUGCAGGGCUUGUCCAAUAUGGACGAGGUUGGGCGGGAGAAGCAGGAGGACGGGUCGGAGGUGGUUCGGUUUGCUGAGAGCCCUGUUAUGAGCACGUAUCUGCUGGCGUUCGUGGUGGGGGAGGUGGAGUGGCGUCUCGGACAAGACCAGCAACGGUACUCUGGUGAACAUCUACACGACGCCUGGGAGGAAGGAGCAGGGAAGGUUCGCCUUGUCCGUGGCGUGCAAGGUGAUCACGUUCUUUGAGGACUACUUCGGAAUCAAGUACCCGCUGCCCAAGGCGGACCUCAUUGCCAUCCCUGACUUCGCCAUGGGCGCCAUGGAGAACUGGGGCCUCAUCACCUUCAGGGAGACGGCUCUGCUGGUGGACGAGGGCAGUGCGCCUGCUGCCACCAAGCAGCGGCGUGGCUUACGUCAUCUCCCACGAGCUCGCACACCAGUGGUUUGGUAACCUGGUAACCAUGCAGUGGUGGAACGACCUGUGGCUGAACGAGGGUUUCGCCACGUGGGUGGGGUGGCUGGGCGUCGACCACAUCUUCCCCGAGUGGGACGUGUGGACGCAGUUCGCCUGCAACGACAUGGACACGUGCCUGCACACCGAUGCACUCUUGGGCUCGCACCCUGUGGAAGUGCCCAUCAACGACCCCAAGGAGAUCGAGCAGUGGGACGUGUGGACGCAGUUCGCCUGCAACGACAUGGACACGUGCCUGCACACUGA